Molecule: messenger RNA, 1171 nt
Organism: Jatropha curcas
Lineage: Eukaryota; Viridiplantae; Streptophyta; Magnoliopsida; Malpighiales; Euphorbiaceae
Gene: AGP19
Product: arabinogalactan protein 19
Cellular component (GO): plasma membrane
Source: RefSeq, a predicted model, not a curated record
CAAACAGAAUAAAUAACUUGCUCACUCUAAAUCAUUAGAAAAGAUGUAGCAUUCCAUUGAAUGCUACAUUUCUCCAUCCAAUACUGGACCAACCUUUUUUGUUUUUCACAUUUAAAUUCCUUUUGCUUAUAACUCUAUAUAAUCAUUAUUUGUUUUGUUCUCAUCACAACAAAAAAUGGGUUCAGUUUUUUUGGUUUUCAUCUUGGGUUGCCUCUGUUUCCCAUUAACCAUUAUCAAUGCCCAAACACCAGCAGCAUCACCAGUGACUUUGCCUAUAACACCUCCACCUACAACUACCACGCCUCCACGUACAACCACACCCAUAGCACCCACACAACCACCAGUUAGUGCAGCAACACCUCCAGCUAUAACCACUCCCAUAUCACCACCAUCUCCUAAAGCAGGACCGGCUGUCAGCCCUGCUGUCCCACCUCCUCAAAUUCCACCACCACAACCAUCACUAACUCCUCCAACUGCAGCUCCAUCUCCACCACCCAUACUGCCACCACCACCUGCAUUACCACCUCCACAGGUGUCCCCUGCUCCAGCCCAAGCACCUCCUGCACCAGCACCUGCAAAGGAGACACCAGCACCAGCUCCAGCUGUGGAAACACCGGCACCUUCACCAGCAAAGGCAUCCCCAACACCAGCGCCAGCACUGGCUACUCCAUCACCAGCCCCAGUGCCAGCAACUCCACCACCAGCACCAACACCUGAAUUAGUGCCUUCACCUGCACCAGCUCCACCCAAGCACAAAAAGAGAAGAAGACACAGCCAUAAGCACAAGAAGCAUCAUCAUCCACCAGCCCCAGCACCAACUCCCCCUAGCCCUCCAGCCCCACCAACACCACCAGCAACAGAUUCUGAUGACACAGCUCCUGCACCAUCACCAAAUCUGAAUGGAGGAAAUGCACAUUAUCAACUAGGAGGAAGGUCUGGAAUGUGGGCAAGGACAUUAGCUGUUGCUUUUCUGCUGCUUAUUACAAGUUGCAGUUUUUAGAAAUAUCAUAUCAUGAAGGCAGAUAAUUUUAUAUGCACAAAUAAAGAUCAAUGGAAAUUCAUAUAAAAAGGAAUUAUCAUGUAAAAGAGACACCAAUGGAAAUUCAACAUUUUUGUAUUUUUUCAAUUCUUAUAAAGUUAGUAUAUAAUAAAGAAGAGGUUUGAAUUAUAA